GGACGUCCUGUUCUACGUCUAUAUAGGUUGGCAACUAACGUUAGCGGCAGCUUCUUUCUUCGAAAAGACCACGAAAAAAAAUACAAGUUUAUUCCUAAAAAAUCGUUAUGCAGAAUCACUGCGUCGUGCUGAACUGCCCCAGCGGCAUAUCGGACUUUCAGGCGCUCUUCCGGUUUCCACGAGAUCCAAACAGAUCACAGAAGUGGGUCGAACUGUGCCAGAGGAAUGACCUCAAAGACAAACCAGCAGAGCAGCUGUACAGAUACUACAGACUGUGUGGAAAACACUUUGAAGCAUCUGCGUUUGAUAGUGACGCUCCGGGUUCUAUGUUGAAAGCUGAUGCCAUCCCAUCUGUGUUUGAUGUUCCAGUCCAGCCUCAGACCGGUCAGGUGAAGCUUGGUAAAGAGACGAAAAAAGACGAAGAAACAGAAAGAAGGGGGAGGAAAAAAAUGAAAAAAGCUCCAGCGGAGCCCGUUACGGAAACUGUCCAGACUGUACCAGAAGAAGAUGAAGAGAAAACGUACCUGAAGAUUUUAUUCGAGGUUCUCCUGCUGCUCGGAGAGCAAAGUAUUCCGCCUUUUGUACCUUCUACUGGGAAAAAUGAAGCCUUUAACUCGUGCAACUUCCAGGCAUUGCUGGAAUAUCGCCUGAACUGUGGAGAUAAAGUCCUAAAGAAGAGGUUUGAUCAAUCAAAGCAGAGCUGCUUUUUCAAAGAGCUCGACCCGUUGAUUGCGGUCUGUGAGCAAUAUGUGCGCAGUAAGGUGGUCGAGGGAGUCAAACAAAAUGGCUUUUUCUCACUGCUCACUGAUGAGCCGGUGAAGAUCUUAGGAGAAUGGUGCCUCCCGGUGUUUCUUCGUUACGUGGACCAGUCUAAAAGCAGACAGGAGAGGUUUGCAGGGUUCUUGACCUUUGAAGAAAAUGCAGAUGACCUGCUAGAGAAACUGGUGUCUGAAAUUACCGACAGAUGGGGUUUAGAUAUGAGCCAGUGUAGAGGCCAAGCCCACUCCUGCUCUGGCACACACUAUAGAAAAAUUAAAACUUUUGCUUCCAAAUUGGUUGAGAAGUACCCAAAGGCUGUACUUACAUUUAGAUCUACUAAUCCUUUGAACUUGUCUCUGGCCAACAGUAUGGGUUUGUCAGGUGUUCAGCUAGUCCUGUCCACCUUUAAGAAGAUCGAAUCGUUUUUCUCUCAAUCACCUUUACUGCAGGUUGAAUUUGAGCAUGCAAUUUCCAUCUUCUACCCAGACAAAGAGGACAAAGCUGAGGAGCUUAAAAAGAUCUGCCGAGCCAGCUGGACCAGACGGAAUGAUGGGUUUGAGGUGGCACUGGAGGUCAUAGAAGCACUGCUGCUCUGUGUGGACAGCGUCCAUGAUAAUGAGGACAUGAGGUGGAAUGACCAAAUCACACACUAUGCUUUAGAGAUCUCCAAAGCAUUAACUGAUUUUGAGUUUAUCAUGGCGUUAAUCGUGCUAAAGAACAUUAUGGCCCUCAUCCAAGCAUUUGGGAAAAACCUCCAAGGGAAAGCAGCAGAUGUCCAUUCUGCUGCAGCUAGUUUGCCCGCCGUGCUGCACUCCUUGAAGGAAAUCUCGGACAACAUUGACGUCUAUCACGACUUUUUUUACGACGAAGCCAUUAACCUAGCUGCAGCCAUGGAGAUCCCUGUCAAGGUGCCCCGGUUGUUCUUAAGGAAGCAUCAAGGAGAACCAGGAACCAUUCAGGCAGAUGGUUACUACAAGGAGCACCUGACGGUUCCUGCAGUGAAACAUGUCAUCAGCGAAAUGAAUGACCUCUUCUCUCAGAACCACAGCAAGGCUUUGGGGUGUAUGUCUCUGAUCCCAGAUAUCAUAGAGGGAAACAAGUCUGCCCAGCCAGACGAGGAGAACCUUCAGGUGUUCAAUGAUGACAUCCCAAAUGCAGGAAGCCUCUCUGCCGAGCUGCACUGCUGGUGGGUUAAAUGGAGCAAAAAAAGCAAAGGCGAGACAUUUCCCUCCAGCCUCCAUGAUACACUGCAGCUGGCCGAUGUCAAGUUCUUCCCCAACGUGUUGGCGGUUCUGAGGCUCACCAGCAUUCUCCCUACGUUGGCUCUGGAGGACAGCACCGAUGUGGCGUUCAGGCGUUUCCGGAUGUACACAAAGAAUAGGCCUGACAAUGUCAAAUCAAAAAGCCUUGCUCUUUUGAACAUUAACUACGAUGUUGGGUUUGAUCUGGAUUCAAUGGUGGAGAUCUACCAGAAGACGUACCCUGAAAAGCAGGGUGUGUCGUGAGCUUCCAGACAAAUUGAAUUCCUCAUUAUCUGCCCCUGAAAUGAAAAAGAGAGGUUUUGUACUGUUUUAUUUUUAGGAUAAAAUGUAGGAAUGAGAAAGCUAGAAAUGCUUAGAAUAAAUUGAAGACCUUUUAAAAUAAAGGUUCCCACAUCAUUGGGGAGAUCUUUACAGUGCAGUUUCUUUUUCUUCCUCUGCAAUUAGUCAGUUCUGUAGUGAAAUGUUCAUUUGUUCUGUUGUUCUGAUGUUUUGACAGUUUCAUUUGGAUUUUGUCUUGAAUUUGCAAUUAAAUGAAGUGAUUUCGGUA
Messenger RNA from Girardinichthys multiradiatus, 2568 nucleotides. RefSeq names its product THAP domain containing 12a (gene thap12a). The record is from RefSeq and is a predicted model, not a curated record. NCBI's taxonomy places the organism in Eukaryota, Metazoa, Chordata, Actinopteri, Cyprinodontiformes, Goodeidae. The coding region runs from base 108 to 2264 and encodes 718 amino acids. The transcript has 5 exons.